Dioscorea cayenensis subsp. rotundata (Guinea yam) is the source of this 1642-nucleotide messenger RNA. Its product is annotated as cytochrome P450 71A1-like. The transcript is spliced from 3 exons. NCBI's taxonomy places the organism in Eukaryota, Viridiplantae, Streptophyta, Magnoliopsida, Dioscoreales, Dioscoreaceae. The record is from RefSeq and is a predicted model, not a curated record. Gene Ontology annotation, molecular function: monooxygenase activity; oxidoreductase activity, acting on paired donors, with incorporation or reduction of molecular oxygen; iron ion binding. Bases 192 to 1526 code for a protein of 444 amino acids.
UCUUCCUUUUCCUCUCCCUCUUCUUCUCUUCAAUCACACUCAUCAUCUUCAUCAAAACAAAAACAAGCAAAAGAACCUUAAUAAAACUCCCACCAGGUCCAAAGAAGUUCCCAAUCAUUGGAAACCUCAACCAACUUGGCCCUCUCCCCCACCACUCUCUCCACAAACUCGCCGCCGAGCAUGGCCCUCUCAUGCACAUCCAGCUCGGCCAAAUCCCAACCAUCAUCGUCUCCUCCCCAGAACUAGCCUCUCAAAUACUCAAAACCCAUGAUCAUGUGUUUUGCAACCGACCUUCAACACCAGCCUUCUUGAAGUUCACCUACGGCGGCCUCGACAUCGCCGCCUCAAAGCACGGCGACCAUUGGAGACAACUGAGAAAGUUCUGCAUGUUAGAGCUCUUUAGUAAGAAGAGAGUGCAGUCCUUUAAGAAAGUAAGAGAAGAUGAAGUUCAUGUCUUGAUCCAAAGUAUAAGACAUUCUUGCUCUCAAGAUGAAAAUCAACUGGUGAAUCUAAGUGAGAUGCUUUUGUGCAUGAGUAAUAAUAUCACAGGAAGACAAACUUUUGGCAAGAGAUUUUCUAAAGAGGGAGAGUGUAAUAGAAGUGAGCUCCAUGAUCUUAUGAGGGAGACCCUUGAGAUGGUUGGUGAGUUAUCUAUUGGAGAUUUCUUCCCUUCUUUGCAGUACUUGAUCAAUGUGGUCACUGGGUUUCAUGGAAAGCUUGAGAGGAGCUUCAAAAAGGUUGAUGAACUCUGGGAAAAAGAGAUUGAAAGGCAUUGUUUGCAUUUGAGUAGUACUGAUGAUCAUGAACAUGAAGAAGAAAGAGAAGAAAACUUUCUUGAUGUGUUGCUUAAGUUACACAAGGAUUCUACUGAUAAUCUUGGCUUUUCUUUCACAAAGGAUCAUGUCAAAGCUAUUCUCGGGGAUAUGUUUUUUGCGGGUACUGAAACAACUGCAGCGACUUUAGAGUGGGCAUUAUCUGAACUUAUGAGAAACCCAAGAGUGAUGAAGAAAGUAAAAGAUGAAGUGCAAAGAGUUACAGGGAUAAAAGAGAAAGUGGAGGAAAGAGAUGUUCAAGGAAUGGGAUACCUUAAGUUGGUAAUAAAUGAAACAUUAAGGUUACAUCCACUAGGCCCUCUACUUAUCCCUCGAGAAAGUGUGAAAGAGUGCAUGAUUGAUGGUUAUGAUAUUCCACCGACGACAAGAGCCUUUGUGAAUGCAUGGGCAAUAAUGAGAGAUCCGAAUUUAUGGGAAGAUCCUGAAAUCUUUUUCCCGGAAAGAUUUGAGGGGAGUGCCAUCAACUAUAAAGGCCGUCACUUUCAAUUCAUACCAUUUGGUUCUGGUUUGAGGAUGUGUCCCGGAUGGCCAUUAUCAAUAGCUAAUAUUAAUAUUGCACUGGCAAAUUUAUUAUAUUUUUUUAAUUGGAAGCUACCCGAAGGGAAAUCCGAAAUAGAUGUUGAUAUGACGGAAUCUUUUGGAAUUAGUGUUCACAAGAAAUUACCGCUUAUACUAAUGGCAACUUCAACCUAAGCAUGUUUCAAAAAAUAAAUAAAAAAUAAAAUAAUCACAUGCAUUUGUAUGUAUCGAAAAACUUCGUAUUCAUGUAAUCAUGUUAUGUUCUUCUAAGAAUAAAUGCUAUUUUUGUU